CCAGAAGAGGUAGCCUGCGCUGCUCUGCUCUGCAAGCCCAUUUUCACUCACAAAAGCUACUGGAGAAGACAAUCGCCUGCCUGAGUGCAGUGGAGUGUCAUCAUGGAUGCUUAAGAGAAAGAGAGAGAGAGUGGAGGUGUGCACUCUUGCAGGUAAACCGGUCCCUGAACUACCACUUUUUUUUUUGCUGCCACUUUUAUUUUUGUUUUGUUUUUCCAAUUGUUUUUUUUAAUGUUGCCCACCGAGAUAUCAGCUGUGUGUUUCACCUCAAGGUUGAGCGACCAUACUGAGGCAAGAAGAGAAGGCAUGAAAACGGAGGAGAGCCAACAAUCGUGUCUGCAGCAGCCUCCAUCUUCCACACCUUUUGUCGGUCCCGAGUACUCGGGUGGAGGUGCUGGUGGCGGCGGAGGAGGUGGAGGAGGAGGAGAGGUGUGCGCAGGUUGCGAGUCUCCCAUCGCUGACCGCUUCCUGCUGCGCGUAAAUGAGCGCUCCUGGCACGAGACGUGCGUCAAAUGCACGGUGUGCAUGAGUGCCCUCACUGGGACUUGCUACUGCAGGGACCGACUGCUUUACUGCAAGCCUGACUAUGAAAAGCUAUUUGUGAGGAAGUGCAGCGCCUGCCUGCAAGUGAUCGGCCGCUCUGAGUUGAUCAUGCGGGUCCUGGGCCAGGUGUACCACCUGGGUUGCUUCAGCUGCUGCGAGUGCGAACGAAGGCUGCAGAGAGGCGACGAGUUUGUGCUGAAGGAAGGCCAGCUGCUGUGUCGCAUGGACUACGAGAAGGAGAGGGAAAUGCUCGCCGCCAUUAGUCCCGCUCCCACGGAAUCAGUGAAAAGCGAGGAUGAGGACGGCGGUGGCGGCUCAGGCGGGGGUAAAGGUGGCGAUGAAGGGAAGGAGCACAAGCGCUCAAAGCGGCCACGCACCAUCUUGACCACGCAACAACGGCGCGCUUUCAAGGCAUCUUUCGAAGUGUCGGCCAAGCCUUGUCGUAAGGUGAGAGAGACGUUGGCGGCCGAGACCGGGCUCACAGUGCGGGUUGUGCAAGUGUGGUUUCAAAACCAGAGGGCCAAGAUGAAAAAGAUUGCUCGCAGACAGCAGCAACAGCAACAACAGCAGCAGGAGCAGGAACAGCUAGGAGGAACCAGAAGGGGGGCCGGCCGAGGGGGUCGUCAGAGCAACGAUGAUAAUGGCUCCAGCAGCCACGGCAUGGAUGGCAUGCUGGGAUAUCCUUCUCUGCCCAGACAGCAGCUACUCACCCUGGACCCCAACAUCUACGGAGGGGAGCCUUUCAGACAUGGGCUUACUCCACCUCAGAUGAACAACGACGGGCUCCAUCCGUAUGACUCAGAGACGGUUUUCCACGACCUGGACAGCGAGGGAAGCCUGGGUCACCUCGGCGACUGCCUCCUAGCGACGGGGGAGGGUGGCCUCCUGGCGGGCCGAGUGGGAAACCCCAUCGACCGUCUCUACUCCAUGCAAAACUCCUACUUCACCUCGUGACCCUUACAAACUCUCACCCGUCCUCCCCUUCUCCACCUCAGAGAUGCAGCUAAUGGGAGUGUGUCCAUCAACAUGCCUGACAGAAAAGAACAAUCACUCACCAAAAACACUUGGCCAACCAAAGUCAAUCAAAGACGAGAUUAGUUGCCAUCAUUUCCUCCUUGUUGAGAAUCACUUCCUGGUACGAGAGACACUGGAACUCUUUUGUUUUGUGGCAUUUAUGUUUAAGAAAACACUGCACUUUUAAAACCCUAAAGACACUUGCCAAACACUGACAACACUAGUAAUGUACAACACGGGUGUCAAGGUUACUCAACUGGCGGCCUGGGGCCAAAUCCGGACCAUUUAAUUCAAAUCUUGGGGAGCAACUAACAUUUUUGCAGCCGAUUCCUAAAAACACCAAAGCGCUCUCACAUAGAGUUUUUAGGCAGUCGGUCCUUAAAAAUAGUAGAGCACUUUUGUCAUAGAAAGGAUCUUUGACCAACAUUUUUGGCAGUAGAUUCUUAAAAACAGAAGAGCUCUUCUGUCAUUUGGUGGCUCCGGGACUAAUGUUUGUGCAGUUGAUUUUUCAAGCAGCAGAGCACUUCUGACAUUUAAAGGAACUUGUUGGUCCUCAAAAAUAGCAGCGCAGUUGUGUCAUAGAGAGGAUCUUUGACUGUUUUUUAGUAGAAGGUCCUAAAAAACACCAGAGCUCGCCUCAUUUCAAGUACCUUGGACUAGUGUUUUUGUACUAGGUACUUAAAAAUAGCAGCGCUCACCUGACAUUUAAAGGAUCUUGGACUAGCAUUUUUGCUGUAGGUCCUAAAAAACACCAGAGCACUCCUGUCAUUUAAAGUACCUUGGGCUAGUGUUUUUGAAGUAGGUACUUCAAACCUGCAGAGUACUCCUGUCAUUUAGAUGAUCCUUGACUAGCAUAUUUGGUAUUAUGUUCUUAAAAACAGUCAGAGUGCUCAUGUCAUUUAAAGAACCUUGGACUUGCGUUUUUGAAGUAGGUACUUAAAGCUCCUGUCAUUUAGAAGAUCUUUGACGAGUAGGUACUAUGUUCUUACAGUAAACACAGCAGAGUGCUUAUGUUAUUGUGUUAUUGUGUUAUUAUGUUAUUUAAAGGAUCUUGGACUAAGUGCACUACAGGUACGUAUGUCUUUAAAAAUUACUCAAUUUAAAGGAUCUUGGACUAGUAUUGUUGCAGUAGGUUCUUAAAAACAGAAGUGCUCCCAUCAUGUAAAGGAUCUUGGACAUGUGUUUUUGGACCAGAUACUUAAAAACAGCAGAGCUCAUCUGUCAUUUAAAGGAUCUUCGACUAGUAUUGUUGCAGUAUAGGUUCUUAAAAACAGAAGUGCUCCCAUCAUUUAAAGGAUCUUGGACAUGUGUUAUUGUACUAGAUACUUAAAAACAACAGAGCUCAUCUGUCAUUUAAAUGAUCUUGGACUAGUAUUGUUGCAGUAGGUUCUUAAAAAGAGAAGUGCAUCCAUCAUUUAAAGGAUCUUGGACUUGUGUUUUUGGACCAGAUACUUAAAAACAGUAGAGCUCAUCUGUCAUUUAAAGGAUCUUGGACUAGUGUUGUUGCAGUAGGAUCUUAAAAACAGAAGUGCUCCCAUCAUUUAAAGGAUCUUGGACUUGUGUUAUUGUACUCGAUACUUAAAAACAGCAGAGUUCAUCUGUCAUUUAAAGGAUCUUGGACUAGUGUUGUUGAAGUAGGUUCUUAAAAACAGAAGUGCUUCCAUCAUUUAAAGGAUCUUGGACUUGUGUUUUUGGACCAGAUACUUAAAAACAGCAGAGCUCAUCUGUCAUUUAAAGGAUCUUGGACUAGUGUUGUUGCAGUAGGUUCUUAAAAACAGAAGUGCUCCCAUCAUUUAAUGGAUCUUGGACUUGUGUUAUUGUACUAGAUACUUAAAAACAGCAGAGUUAAUCUGUCAUUUAAAGGAUCUUGGACUAGUAUUGUUGAAGUAGGUUCUUAAAAACAGAAGUGCUUCCAUCAUUUAAAGGAUCUUGGACUUGUGUUUUUGGACCAGAUACUUAAAAACAGCAGAGCUCAUCUGUCAUUUAGAGAAUCUUGGACGAGUGUUGUUGCAGUAGGUUCUUAAAAACAGAAGUGCUCCCAUCAUGUAAAGGAUCUUGGACUUGUGUUUUUGGACCAGAUACUUAAAAACAACAGAGCUCAUCUGUCAUUUAAAGGAUCUUGGACUAGUGUUGUUGCAGUAGGUUCUUAAAAACAGAAGUGCUCCCAUCAUUUAAAGGAUCUUGGACUUGUGUUUUUGGACCAGAUACUUAACAACAGCAGAGCUCAUCUGUCAUUUAAAGGAUCUUGGACUAGUAUUGUUGCAGUAGGUUCUUAAAAACAGAAGUGCUCCCAUCAUGUAAAGGAUCUUGGACUUGUGUUUUUGGACUAGAUACUUAAAACAACAGAGCUCAUCUGUCAUUUAAAGGAUCUUGGACUAGUAUUGUUGCAGUAGGUUCUUAAAAACAGAAGUGCAUCCAUCAUUUAAAGGAUCUUGGACUUGUGUUUUUGGACCAGAUACUUAAAAACAGCAGAGCUCAUCUGUCAUUUAAAGGAUCUUGGACUAGUGUUGCUGAAGUAGGUUCUUAAAAACAGAAGUGCUUCCAUCAUUUAAAGGAUCUUCGACUUGUGUUUUUGGACCAGUUACUUAAAAACAGCAGAGCUCAUCUGUCAUUUAAAGGAUCUUGGACUAGUAUUGUUGCAGUAGGUUCUUAAAAACAGAAGUGCUCCCAUCAUGUAAAGGAUCUUGGACUUGUGUUUUUGGACUAGAUACUUAAAACAACAGAGCUCAUCUGUCAUUUAAAGGAUCUUGGACUAGUAUUGUUGCAGUAGGUUCUUAAAAACAGAAGUGCUCCCAUCAUUUAAAGGAUCUUGGACUUGUUUUUGGACCAGUUACUUAAAAACAGCAGAGCUCAUCUGUCAUUUAAAGGAUCUUGGACUAGUAUUGUUGAAGUAGGUUCUUAAAAACAGAAGUGCUUCCAUCAUUUAAAGGAUCUUGGACUUGUGUUUUUGGACCAGAUACUUAAAAACAGCAGAGCUCAUCUGUCAUUUAAAGGAUCUUGGACUAGUAUUGUUGCAGUAGGUUCUUAAAAACAGAAACGCUCCCAUCAUUUAAAGGAUCUUGGCCUCACUCUUUUGCAGUAAGUUCUUAAUUACAGCAGAGCGCUCUUGUUAUCUCGAAGGCUCUUGGACUAGCGUUUUUGUGGUAGGUUCUAGAGCACACCUGUGAUAUAGGGGAUCUUGUCCUUAAUUUACAGAGUAAUUAAAACAGUAAUUAGUGAUGCGGCCGAUGAGAUACUUUCUAAUGAUCGUGAGUACAGUUUUGCUCUCAGGUUAGUGUGUGUAUGUUUGUAUUACCUGAGUCCUAACUCAGGAUAUGACACUGGAUAGGAUGAAGGUGUAACGAUUAUUUGUAUAUGUGAACAACCUUCUAUUUGAAAGACUUAUUUCUUCAUUUUAAUGGCAUGACUGGCUUAUUCCAGACCAAACUAAUCAAGUCAUCAUCACUACUACAGGGUCACUUCUAUGGAGCCUUAUACGGCGACAGGGUUAUUUUAUCACUGAAAAAAAGCUGAUAAGUAAAAAAAAAUUAAUAAAAAGAAACACCCACAAGCAAAAUGGAAAUGUCUUCUAACUGUAGUCUCUUUCCACACUCAUUUCUUUCUCUGACAGCUCCAGUUAGACGGUGUUAGGUAGAUAUUUUGUACUUUCCUCUGUGAUAAACAACACAUAUUUAAACUGCAGCAUGGUAUUUGUCACACAAAUAGUCUCCAGACACAUUAUAAAGACAGCAGAAAACAGCGGGAUUAAAAAUAAUCAGACUACAGGCGAUGCUUGUGUUCAAUUCCGACGCUAGCCUCCUCUGCAUUUCUCCAGUGCUAUUUUGUGAAUGUAACUUAUUUGUGCGGUGUUAGCUCAGUUUCUUCUGUUCAGUGGCUACCGGGUGACGUGUUUUGAAUGUAUUAUGUUACUGUAUAUUCAAUACAGUCUGCAAUUUCAUCCCAGUUUCUGCUUGCCUUCUUUGUGUUUUAGUAUUCGGCAGGGGACGACCCAAUUGUGCCCUUGAGGCCAUUUUUUCGGUCGACGGCGUGUUUUUUUU
Messenger RNA from Doryrhamphus excisus (bluestripe pipefish), 5594 nucleotides. The record is from RefSeq and is a predicted model, not a curated record. Lineage: Eukaryota; Metazoa; Chordata; Actinopteri; Syngnathiformes; Syngnathidae.